AUGGCGCAUCAAUUUAAUAAUGAUAGCAAUCCAGGUAAUACUGGCUAUCAAGAUACUUUUCAGGAUCCCCGCCCGCAUCCAGAAAUGAUGGUUCCACAGCCGAGACAUGAAAUGGUUGUUGUACAACCUAUACAAGAAAUCAACUUAGCAGUCCAUCAUCCACCUAAACCGGAAGAUGCUUUUUCUCAAUUCCCAAUAAGAUAUCGACCAUAUCCUUCGUCUACGUCAUGUUCGAAGCAUUUUCGUCAAUUUUGCCAUGAUAUUUGGUGUAAUAAGCGUUGUAUCAUACUUAUGAUUGGUAUAGCCAUUUUCGCAAUCACUCUCAGUGUAGCACUCGCCAUUCUACUCCCUUCAACCAACAAUGCUCGUAGUACUCAACAUCCGACUGCAAUCACCAACACAGUCUCAUCAGAAUUGACAGCAAGUAGUCGGGCAUACAUUCGCUAUCAAGGUGGCGGCUGCAACUUCUACUUUGAUGCGUUCCAAGUGACUGUCCCAACGAUUGGUACUUACAUUUUCAGUAGUAAUAGUAAUAUUGACACAUACGGCUAUAUCUACAGUGGCAGUUUUUUUCCAACUUCGCCGAGUGAAAAUUUGUUGGCUCAAGAUGAUCAAAGUGCUGGCAACAACCAGUUUCAAUUGAUAGUGAACCUUCAAUCCAAUUUUACCUACUAUUUAAUUUUUACGACAUAUAUUUCUAACGUAAUAGGGCCAUAUUCAGUGACAGCUUCUGGUCCACAACGAGCGAACCUUAUCUUAACCAAUAUGACAUCAACAGAAACCGUAGUCAAUUCAUAUGCAUUCAGCACUAUUGUCUUAUCAGCUUUAAACAACAGUAAUAGCACCCUCACUCGUUGCGGUGGUCAUGGGCAAAGCUACUACUAUCAGACAUUUCGAGUGACUGUUUCAUCAGCUGGCAUUUAUAAGUUCAUCAGUAAUAGUAGUAUUGAUAUGUUUGGCUAUAUAUACAAGAAUGGUUUCUCACCUAUUUCUGUGACAACAAAUUUGUUGGCCUACGACAAUGAAAAUGCCGGCAGUAGUCGCAUUCUUUUGGUACUGCCCCUUCAAUCUACUACAACUUAUUAUUUAUUGGUAACAACAUAUAGCGUCAAUGUAACUGGACCGUAUGCACUGAUCGUUUCUGGCCCUCAACGAGCCAGUCUCGUUUUAACUAGCAUAACAUCACCAAUAACCGGAUUCACAAUUUAUUCCUAUUACUCGAGUGCAUUGACUACCAACAGUUCUACUUUUCAACGUGUUGGCUUUUAUUCAAACUACUAUUAUGAAGCAAUCAGAGUGACUGUACCCAAUACCGGCGCUUAUUACUUUCGAAGCAACACUACCGUUGACACGUAUGGUUAUUUAUAUUUGAAUAAUUUUGAUCCUUCGUCGAUAGGAACAAAUCAGAUCAAAAGCGACGAUGACAGCGGUGGAAACAGGCAGUUUCAGCUUUCAUCAUCUCUCAGUUUUGAUCAAAGUUAUGUCUUGGUUUUUACAACUUACAAUCCCAAUGUAAUAACCGAUAUUUCAAUUAUAGCAUGGGGUCCAAACACGAUAAUGUUUGCUCGUAUUUCUUCUAAUAGUUAG
This is a messenger RNA of Rotaria socialis, 1587 nucleotides long. The record is from the annotation of a GenBank genome assembly. NCBI's taxonomy places the organism in Eukaryota, Metazoa, Rotifera, Eurotatoria, Philodinida, Philodinidae.